This is a messenger RNA of Necator americanus (New World hookworm), 609 nucleotides long. RefSeq lists its product as uncharacterized. The transcript is spliced from 4 exons. Bases 1 to 609 code for a protein of 202 amino acids. Lineage: Eukaryota; Metazoa; Nematoda; Chromadorea; Rhabditida; Ancylostomatidae. The record is from RefSeq and is a predicted model, not a curated record.
AUGCGAAUAGCUCGGAAGUUCCAUGAAUAUGAGCAAGGACUUGAAGGAAGAACUAAAUGGAGGGAUGAGAGCAUCCUAGGCAGCAUACCCGUCAGCGAAGUUGCGGAUCAACUGACGGAACGAGAUCUCCGUCAGCAUCUGCUUGACUCAACAGUUCUUCCAGCUCUCAACGUCUACUUCGUGCUAAUCCGAGCAAAUAUAUCUAUUUUGGUGGAUAGCCAAUGUGGAAUGGGUCGCGGCCUACCGAUGUACCAAGAUAUUGUCAGCCUUUCUCCUGAAGAGGCUUUUAAGCGUCUUAGAGAAGGUAAGUCCGGAUCGAAGCCUUCAGCCGAGUGGCUGGCAAAGAAGAAAGCGUUGAGAAAAGCGUGGCUCACUUCUCAGCCUGAGACUACGACGACAACAGCUACACCGACUGACCACUCCUCCAUAUUUAUCUUCGCUGUACUCGGAAUUUUUGCUUUCGCCACGAUCAUCGCGCUACUGACUUGGGUCGUAAAACGAAGCACUGUGAAACGGCAAAGGAACCGGGAACGCGAACUUCUGGAACACCAAGAGUUACUCGAGCAAGCUCUCCGCUCGAGGACUUUGCUGCUCGAAAUAGAAGAUUAA